Molecule: messenger RNA, 630 nt
Organism: Alternaria atra
Lineage: Eukaryota; Fungi; Ascomycota; Dothideomycetes; Pleosporales; Pleosporaceae
Exons: 3
Coding region: 1-630 (209 amino acids)
Biological process (GO): protein targeting to membrane
Cellular component (GO): cytoplasm; nascent polypeptide-associated complex
Source: RefSeq, a predicted model, not a curated record
AUGGCCAACCCCCGCAUUGAAGAGCUCCCCGACGAGCCCGAGAAGAAGAACGUCCAGAUCGAGGAGGAUGAGUCUAGCGACGAGUCCGAGGGCGAGGAGGGCGAGGUCAGCGUGCCCGCGGGCUCCUCCGUUGCUGUCCACUCUCGCAACGAGAAGAAGGCUCGCAAGGCCAUCGCCAAGCUCGGACUGAAGCAUAUUGACGGCAUCACACGCGUCACCCUCCGCCGACCGAAGAACAUCCUCUUCGUCAUCAACCAGCCCGACGUCUACAAGUCCCCCUCAAGCAACACCUGGAUCAUCUUCGGUGAGGCCAAGAUCGAGGACCUGAACUCCCAGGCUCAGGCUUCCGCCGCCCAGCAGCUCGCUCAAGCUGAGGCCGCAUCCCACGACCACGCCGGCCACGACCACGGCGACGAGGAGGGCAAGGGCAAGGGCAAGGCUGUCGAGGACAAGAAGGACGAGGAGGAGGAGGAGGACGACGACGAUGAGGAGAUCGACGACUCUGGUCUUGAGGCCAAGGACAUCGAGCUCGUCAUGCAGCAGGCCAGCGUUUCGCGGAAGAAGGCUGUCAAGGCCCUCAAGGAGAACGACAACGAUAUCGUAAACUCCAUCAUGGCGCUGAGCAUAUAG